AUUUAUAUAUAAAUACCAUUUUAAAUAACACUCAUUUUCAGCAGAGGUUUUUUGGUAUCUAUCUACAAUCAUUACAUAGUGAGUGUAAAAAAGAGCAUAAGAGAGUAAGAUGUAUUAAAUCUACGGUCAAACCGGUUGCCUAGCGACCAGCGGAAGUGUGUUGUCUGCUAGCAGCUAGCGAGGCGGUUUCUUAUGACCCGUAAAACAGCGUUUAAAUGCCGCUAAAAAGACGAGGACCGCUGCAGCUGGUCCAGAGAGAAGUGGACGAACUCAAGAAGCAGCUCGACAGUCUGCUGGAGGACGUGCGGCGUCGGGCCGGAACCACCGACCAGGCCUUUCAGAGAUGUCAAGAAGUGCAGCUGUCAGCAGAGAAGACACAAAGGACCCUGAUGAAGCUGACUAAGGCGGACGAGCCGGCUCCGGUGGGGAACUACGAGCAGAGGAAGCAGGCGGAGGAGACCCGGCUGGAGGACAUCCUGAAGCGCGUAAACGGCCUCUCUCUGGAGCUCUCACCACCGGGACCCAGCUCUGCUGCAGGCGAUGAAUCAAAGGAAGAUGACGAAGACGAGGACGAAGAUGAGGACGAGGUUGAGGACAAAGACAGUAGCGACGAUGAUGAUGAAGCUGCGAAGCCUCCCUCUCCUCCGGAGCUCCUCCUCUACACCGCCCUCAGCGACUUCACGGGAGAACAGGAAGGAGACCUGUCGGUUCAGAGAGGGGGGGUGCUGAGGAUCAUCACAAAGACAGCAGACGGGUGGUGGCUAGCUCAGGACGCUAACGGCAACAGAGGAGUCGUCCCCAAAACGUACCUGAAGAUCGGCUCCGGGGUCGAUGAUGAGGAGGAGGAGGAUGAGGAGGAGGAGGAUGAGGAGGAGGACAACGAUGACGACGAGGAAGAAGAAGAAGAAGAUCUGAGCGCUGAUGGGGAGGAACAGAGUUCUCCACAUUCCAACUGGAGCACCGUGAGAAGAGCUUUGACUGAGAUUGAUGCAACAGAUGUGCUCUCUGCCAUGGGGGCCAUACCCUCUGGAUUCAGACCGUCGUUUCUCACCAAGCUGCUAGUGGAGGAAGGUGUAACACACAGAGGGAGUCACUACGUUCAGCCCAAGCUCAGCCAAUCACAGCUCUCCUUUAGCGACCUCUUCCUGGAUCCGGACACCGGCAGGGUUCGAGCUCGGCAGGUGAGGACAUGUGUCUGUUUCAGUCUGGAGGGCUGCACCAGGAUUCCUUCUCCCGGGGUCGGAGUUCACGUCCUCAGCAGACACGUCCGCCUCUGCGCCUUCGACGGGUCUCAGGUGUUGAGUAACAUCCACACAGUGAGGGCGACCUACAACCCCAAGAACCCCAAGACCUGGAGCUUCUCUCCACGAACGACGGGCCUCCUGCCGGCUCUCCUGGACGGAGACUGUUUCCUGCGCUGCAACUCCCCGUCACCUGACCUCGGCCUCCUCUUUGAACUGGGAGUCACCUUCAUACGCAAUUCCACAGGAGAGAGAGGAGACCUGAGCUGUGGCUGGUCUUUCCUCAAGCUGAGCGACGACACUGGGAACCCUCUCCCCCACAGGACCUUUGAGCUGAUGGUGAAUGGAGGCACUCCCUUUGAGAAGGAUGUGAAGAUGGAGGCCUCGGCCCCCAGAGGACCUCCAGCCGGCGUCUUCCAGCAGAUCCUUCAGGCCCAUCGUCGGCCCAAACUGAUCCUAAAGUUGAAAUCGUGCGGCAGUGAGACCAGAACUCGUCUCAGUCUCCUUCCUGACGCUCUGCUGCACUGCCUGAGCUGCGUCCAGCUGCUGGUUCUCCACCGACAGCUGCAGGCCGACUCCCUGCUGCUGGACCGGCCCACCAUGCAGGACGCGGGUCUGAUCUCCAGUCCAGUUCUCUCUACCUUCCCCGAGCUGCUGGACCAGCCGGACCUGCUGGACGCCCUCAGGAGCGCCUGGCUGGACGCCGAGAGCAACAUGAGCAGAGCACAGAAGAGGGACUUGUCCUACGUGAAGCAGCGGUUCAUCGCUGUCUACAUGGCGUCGGCGUUCGCCCUGCUCCGCUCGGCCUCGCUGCCCCCCCCCCGCUGGGCCGACGCCCCCUCGGAGGAGCGGCGAGCGGGGGUCAUCUACGCCGCCCUGGACGCCCUCAUACAGGCUGGACGUCCUGCUGGCCCCGAGGUGCUGGCCUUUGAUGUGGAGGAGCUGACCUUUGACCUCCUCCUUGUGGCGCGGUAGGGGGGGGGGGCUGUGAGGGUAUUUCUGGCAUCAGUUUGGUGACGAACAGGAAGUGACCAUAAUAAGGAGGUAGAGACGUUUAGGCCUGUCAAUCAGCGUUAGGCCCCGCCCUAAAGCGCCCCCUGCUUCAUGGUCUGUUUGUCUCCACAUGGACCUUCAUUCAGUGAAUGAACAUCCCGGUGUUCACUUAAAGAAGCUUUGAACUCAAACUGUGUUCGUUCAUUUCUCAACAGCAGGAUGUUCAUUGGGGACUAUUUUGCGCUGUGGAUUAAUACUCAGGUUGUGCUCCGGUGGGAUGUUCACAUGUGGAGUAAAUGAGGAUCCUCGCUGCUUCUUAAUGAAACACUGAUUAAUCGACUCUCAACAGGUUUCAGUGAAACACCAGAGACGGAUUCAUGUAGCAAUAGAAAUAAAACUCAAUGAGUUGAUUAUGCAGCUGUUUAAUUUCCUAUUUUAUCAUUAAAUUCACUUUGUUGCAAACCUUG
This is a messenger RNA of Pungitius pungitius (ninespine stickleback), 2701 nucleotides long. RefSeq names its product nephronophthisis 1 (gene nphp1). Gene Ontology annotation, cellular component: cytoplasm; cilium. The record is from RefSeq and is a predicted model, not a curated record. Gene Ontology annotation, biological process: protein localization involved in establishment of planar polarity. The transcript has 20 exons. Gene Ontology annotation, molecular function: protein binding. NCBI's taxonomy places the organism in Eukaryota, Metazoa, Chordata, Actinopteri, Perciformes, Gasterosteidae. Bases 216 to 2216 code for a protein of 666 amino acids.